Molecule: messenger RNA, 4720 nt
Organism: Podarcis lilfordi (Lilford's wall lizard)
Lineage: Eukaryota; Metazoa; Chordata; Lepidosauria; Squamata; Lacertidae
Source: the annotation of a GenBank genome assembly
AUGUCUCCUUGGCCGGACACAGAGGACAAUGCUGCUGCAUUGCAGACACUCACACACCGGGUGCUCAGGCAUUCUCUCAGCCUCAGAAAGGACCAGGCAUUUGCUCCAUCCAGCCACUGAAGCUCCUGGAGCAACUCUGAGGUCUGAUUUCAGCAGACUCCUCCUGCGGACAGCAGGCAGGUGCUGUAGCCUUUUCAUGUUUCAUCUUUGCUCACUGCUAGCAAGGAGGUUGCUGAGCAAAUUGUUAGGAUAGACUAGAGGGAGGAGGGGUGUAUGUCUGUGUUGUGUGUGUGUGUUUUGUGUGUGUGUGUGUGUGUAGGAUUUUUUUGGGGGGGAGCGCAUUACAAAAUAAGGAGCCCUAUGGGAUUGUGUGCUUUGUUUAUUCUCUGGCUCAAAUUUCUCCUGCCAGCCUUAACCAGAUGAGAGGAACCUUAGACUCGGGGGGCCAGAUCUGGCUCUCCAAACCUCUCUGUCUGGCCCUUGGAACUCUUACCAGGCCACACCCCUUCACUGGCCCUGCUUUGUACCCUCCUUGAGUGGUUCUUGCGCGGCUGGAAUUUGUCCUUGAACACCAGUAAUGCCCCUUGCUUGCCCAGAGGCGGGUAUGCAAGUGGGUGUAGAAGUUAAAUUACUGCACAAAGGUAACAUCUGCAUCAAUUGCCCCACUCACUUUUGCCUCCACACUUGCCCACCACUGGCAUGUGGUGCUGACCUUUAAAGCCCUAAACAGCCUCGGUCCUGUAUACCUGAAGGAGCGUCUCCACCCCCAUCGUUCAGCCCGGACACUGAGGUCCAGCACCGAGGGCCUUCUGGCGGUUCCCUAAUUGCAAGAAUUGAGGUUACAGGGAACCAGACAGAGAGCCUUCUUGGUAGUGGCACCUGCCCUGUGGAACGCCCUCCCAUCAGAUGUCAAGGAAAUAAGCAUCUAUCCUAUCUUUAAAAGACAUCUGAAGGCAGCCCUGAAGGCAGGGAAGUUUUUAAUAUUUAAUGCUGUCUUGUUUUUAACACUUGAUUGGGAGCCGCCCAGAGUGGCUGAGGAAACUCAGCCAGAUGGGCGGAAUAAAUGAUAAAUUAUUAUAAUAUUAUUAUUAUAUCUACGAGGGAAUGUGGCCCUCGUUCUGAAAAAGGUUCCUUGCCUCUUCUCUUAAUUAACCAAGGCUUGAACCAGGGAUUAGGGAACUAUAGUUAAGCAAUCUGCCCGUGAUUACAAGCCUCUUUGGUAUCUGUUGGCUCUGACUCUUCUCCCUCCCACUUCAGUACCUGCAAGUUCAAGAGGAAGGUGUUCAGCAGGUGCCGAAGAGGCAACAGAGACGGGAGGGAGAGAAUACCAAAGGGGGGCAGCCGCCGCCACACCUACAUUGUAUGGAAUGGACUUCCUGCUAAGAUGGUAUCUACAGGAAACCCUCAGCAAUCAGUUGGGUAUAUAAGGUGUGAGGAGAUCUUUAGCUCAGAGACACCUUCCAGGCAGGUAAAUAAAACACUCAAGGUUCAAAGCAGUACCAGUGAAGGGUGUGGUCUGGGGUGAGUUCUGAGGGCCAUAUGCAAAGAGCUUCUUGUGUUCUUGCUUCUAGUAAUCUGCCCAUGAAUUCACUGCCCUUUUUCUGUUUUCCUUUUCAGGUGAUCGCGAUGGUGCAUCAGGGGAAGAACUGGAAGUCCAUGUGUAAGGGCCUCGUCCUGGGGACUCUCCUAACCAGCUUCAUGCUGCUGCUAUACUCCUAUGCCGUCCCACCCUUACAAGUCAGCAUGACAGAGUGAGUGAGUCUGGUGCGCAUAGGAGAAGACGUGUGGACCAAGAGACCAUGAGCGGAACCACAGUCUGUUCUGCUUCCACAGAAAGGCUCUCAGAACAGAAUAGAUGCACGAAGGAGAGUGAAGGGAUUGAGCCCUGAUGUGGUAGAAUGGACUGUACCACUUCAGGCGGCAGGUGGAGGGGGGGAUCUGUUUUCUUUCUUUUGGGGGCAUGCAGGAUAAUUCCCUGCAAGUAGAAAACUUGACAUAUGUGGGGGCUGGGCAAGAAAUGUUAUCCUUGAUAUGCUAUCUUUCUGUUUUCAAGGAACCGGGUUUUGUGUGUGGGAGGGUUAAUGUUGGAAAGCACUGUACUGGUACAGUCCACUCUGCCAUUGGUGAAUAUGUCCCUCUGGAAUCUCCAAUGUGGCGUCUGUAGCCUCAAAGCACCCUCGGUCACCCCUCGGUGCCCACCAAGGCCCUCUGCACCUCCCAUUUUUUUUAGCAAACUACAGUUAAGAAAAUGUGGUGAGCAUGUAUCUCUCUCGCGCCACUCAGAGAUUCUAGGGUACCGGGCACACUUACUAAGGUCUGUGUUUCCUUUUAGAAUAAGGAGGCACAGUGGAGUCUGUAGUGUUUUUAUGAUAUAUGGUUUAUUUACACAUAUAUACAACCUGAGCCUACUAUGGAGGGGUUCAGAGCAUUAGCACCCCAAAAGGGCCCCUAUACGUCUCUCAUAGGCAUAGCAGAGUUGGGUUUGCAAGCAGAGAAAUCAGCCAUGUUCUCUGUGUCUCUUUGUCACAGCCAGCUCACAUAAAGCUCAGACCCCACUUCCUCUCUUUGCCAAACUGCUUGCCAAAAUGGCACUUUUUCCUGUGUUUGGUUAAGUCAUCCACUUGGAAAUCCUAAACCCCUUUCAUCUCUGCCCACCAACACACAGCUGAAGGAGGAACCCCUCCUUCAUUAUAUGGUAUAUCUUCACUCACUGUAACCCUGGAAACUUCCCCCUUCCAACUCUAUGAUUGACUUUUGCUAAAUACCUAGAGCUCAAGGUCUCCUGCCUUGUUGAUGGCUUUCUUUAUGGGUUAAUGGCUCUGCCUUUGCUCCACAAUUGCCCAUACCCAGGCCUUUCCCUGGUCAGGAAAACAAGUCCAGCCUGUAUUUUUACACUGUUGAAUUGUUGUUGUUGUUGUUAUUUAUAAAAAAAAUUAUACUGCCCUACACCUUCAGGUCUCAGAAAGGUUCAAUGUUAAAUCCACUGAUUAAAUUCCAACAUUUACUAAAGCCAGGAAUUAGGGGUUUGCUUAAAUGCUAACCCCUUUACUUAAUCCAGAGAUUUUAGGGGAGUCUUGCCCCCCACAAACUUAAAACAAUAUAUUUCAGGGGUCGGAGGUCAUGGUAAAGAGGUGUAUCUUGAGCAUAUGGUGAAAACUGUUUGAUGAAGAUACCAGAUGCACCUCUGUGGGGAGGGAGUUCCACAAUUCAGGGACCACCACAGAGAAAGUCCUCUCCUGGGCCACCAUUCUCUGCACUUUGGAGGGUGGCAGAACUAUCUCUGCAGAUCUUAACACACAAAGAUCUUGGUAGUGAUGGAGAUGGUCUUUCAGAUAUUUGUGGCCUAGGUCAUUUAGGGAUUUAAAUACUAUUAAGAGCAUCUUGAACUGGGCCCAGAACACAUUGGCAAUCAGUUACCUCCUCUAGCAAACCACAUUCAACUCCUGAAAAUGAAUGUCCAGUGGAAACUGGAAGCUAGAGGAAGGUCUGGGACCUUUGCCAAGCAUAGUGCAGUCAAGGAGAGCUCCUCAUGCAUUCCUGGAGAGAUCCUCAUUGACUACCUUGCUUUCCCCUUAGGGUCCCAAUCCCCUACUCGUGCUCUUCCUACCCUUCCCAGGCUCGGCUGCUGGCUUUGGCCAACGGUAGCCACAGUCCACAGAAGUGUCAUCCCAAGCUGGACAUCAUGUUCCUGAAGACCCACAAGACAGCCAGCAGCACCAUAAUCAACAUCCUCUUUCGCUUUGGGGAGAAGCACCGCCUGAAGUUCGCCUUUCCCAGCGGACGCAACGACUUCUACUACCCCUCCUUCUUUGAGCGGAGUCAAGUGCAGGACUACCAGCCUGGCAUGUGCUUCAACAUCAUCUGCAACCACAUGCGCUUCCAUUAUGAGGAAGUGCGCAAGCUGCUACCAGCCGACACCAUCUUUGUCACCGUGCUGCGGGACCCUGCCUACCUCUUUGAGUCCUCCUUCCACUAUUUUGGGCGCCUCAUUCCCAUGACCUGGAAGUUGUCAGACGAUGAUAAGCUGGCCGAAUUCCUUCAGGACCCUUGGCGUUACUAUGAUCCCAAUGGAUUUGGUGCACAUUACCUCCAGAAUCUCCUCUUCUUCGACUUGGGCUAUGACAGUGGCAUGAAUGCCAACAGCCCUCUAGUUGAACAGUACAUCCGUGAAGUGGACGAGCGUUUCCACCUGGUCAUGCUGGUAGAGUACUUUGACGAGUCAUUGGUGCUUCUGAAGGACUUGCUCUGCUGGGAGCUGGAAGACAUCAUCUACUUCAAGCUCAACGCCCGGAAUGAUUCCAGCAUCUCCAGGCUGACGGACGAGCUCUACCAGAAGGCCACGGCCUGGAAUCUCAUAGACGCCAAACUCUACCACUACUUCAAUGCCACCUUCUGGCGCAAGGUGGAAGCCUACGGGCGUGAGAGGAUGGCCAGGGACGUGGCCAGGCUUCAGGAAGAGAAUGAGAAGAUGAAGAACAUCUGCAUUGACGGGGGCCGCCCGGUGGACGCCAGCGCCAUCCAGGAAUCUGGCAUGCAACCGUGGCAGCCGUUUGGCAAAAAGACCAUCCUGGGCUACAAUCUGAAAAAGAGGAUCAACAAGAAGCACCGGAAGCUCUGCCGCAAGAUGCUAACCCCUGAGAUCCAGUACCUGACGGACCUGGGGGCCAACAUCUGGGUCACCAAGCUGUGGAGCUGGGUGCGCGAGUUCCUCAAGUGGUAG